AUGACGGACAUCGAGCGUGCUGCCACGAACGUCAACAUUACUGGCAUUCAGAGUGAUGCUGAUGUGAGCAAAGUACUCAACCUUACCGAGCAGUCGACGCUCGCAUCACUACGAUCUGGAUCGCAUAAGGAUGUCAACGGCAAUGUCAUUGUUGACCCUGACUUGUCCAACCCAACUCGUCCCCGUCUGGAGAGACCAUUAGACACAAUUCGAUCAUUUGAGAAGGCCAUCGAUAAUGGGUACAAAAGAAGAUCAUCAUACCUAGCUUCUCAACCAGCACAUGACCCCAGCAACCAAAAUGGCAGCAGGAGAAGUAGUGCCUACUUCGGUGAGUCUUCCCAGCGUAACUCCAAACGCCGAUCAACCGCCAACAACCUGUUCACAGGCUACGAGUCCGGUCCAAGCCCUGGUCGACACUCCGCUAUGAGCGGAGGCUACUACGGUGACCGCCGACCCGACAGCCAAUUCGGUGGUAGCCCAGGCCAACAACGCCACCGAUACGGCAACCGCGUCAUGUCCGAAGGCGCCAUGCCUUCACACCAACAACGACCAUACGGCCAGCACAACUACCAUCAGAGCCAGAAUACGAUGAACACCGAUGGCAGCGAUAGCACGGGUCCCUGGGCGAACAGCACAGACCCUAGUAGCGAGAAUAGCUCGAUUGACCGGAACGUGUACGGCAACAAUGGCGGCGGAUACGGACAGAAUGGUUAUAACAGUCGCGCACCUAUCACGGAGGAAGGUAGUGCUGGACCGGCGUAUGGUGGACCGGUGCAGUACCCUCAACAGCCGGCUCCGCGCCGUCCGAUUCCGCUGGGAAAUGCUACGGGUGAGCCUAUUGCCCCGCCGCCUCCGGGCAAGCUGCCUUCGGCUGCGAGGGGCAAGCCUGGGCAGGAAGAGAAGAAGAAGGGGUGGUUGAAGCGCCGCUUUAGUAAGAAGGAGUAG
This is a messenger RNA of Recurvomyces mirabilis, 945 nucleotides long. RefSeq lists its product as uncharacterized. The coding region runs from base 1 to 945 and encodes 314 amino acids. The transcript is spliced from 3 exons. Lineage: Eukaryota; Fungi; Ascomycota; Dothideomycetes; Mycosphaerellales; Teratosphaeriaceae. The record is from RefSeq and is a predicted model, not a curated record.